This is a messenger RNA of Fusarium graminearum PH-1, 726 nucleotides long. RefSeq lists its product as uncharacterized. The record is from RefSeq and is a predicted model, not a curated record. Lineage: Eukaryota; Fungi; Ascomycota; Sordariomycetes; Hypocreales; Nectriaceae. The transcript is spliced from 5 exons. The coding region runs from base 1 to 726 and encodes 241 amino acids.
AUGACUAAAUCAAAGGCAGAUGCUGCUAAGAUACACUUUAUCGACUUCAAAGAUCAUGCAAGCCGACCAGCUGAGACAUUUUGGUCUGGCCAGAAACAUCGGGUCUUACCGCCCCUUCCAAGCUUAUGCUUCUAUUUUGUUCAUCCGGAUUUUAAUCUAGAUGAACUUGACCUGAGGGCCUUCUGGCGAGAUGUAAUAGACGGUCUUUAUGGCCCCUUUCGAUUCGAGAUGUUCUGCAUCCCGGGGGAAGAACUCAAGGCUCGUGGCGAUAUAUUUGAACAGGUCCGAGAGGCCAGCAGGGCUUAUAAGGAUCCCGAAUAUGCAGCUGCACGAAAGGCUCAGGGCAAGCUUCCCGGCUUAGUAACGUCCCACAGGUACCCGGGAGCCCUGGUCUAUCACGGCCUUGUUAUUAUAUACAAGGAUGCGACUUGGAACCGCGAAGACGAGGAUAAAACAUUCGAUGUUAUUAAAUUCGGUCUCGCCCUGACAUCGGAGGACUUUGAGCUUGGGGAUAAAAUAAUUGUACAGGAGCCUUUAAAGACAACGCAGAGGAUAAAUAGCGCUUUAAGCAGUAUUAGUGGCAUGCUGCACUUUCCCAAUAGACCAAAAGAUCAAGCAGUUAUGGCACAAUGUGCCGUCUCAGCGACCCUUCGACGAGGAAUCGAACUGACGACCUUCGCACAGCCAGAAGACCCAUAUUAUGCCAUAACAAUUAUAAGAGUAUAG